Lemur catta (Ring-tailed lemur) is the source of this 3102-nucleotide messenger RNA. RefSeq names its product ankyrin repeat domain-containing protein 26-like. The record is from RefSeq and is a predicted model, not a curated record. Bases 55 to 1569 code for a protein of 504 amino acids. Lineage: Eukaryota; Metazoa; Chordata; Mammalia; Primates; Lemuridae. The transcript has 14 exons.
AGUUCCCUUUGUUGUACUUAGAUUUGUCAGAGUUAUGAAAAAGAACGAUUUCUUAUGUGUACAAAUGACAUGUUGCAUGAAGAAAUAGCCAUGCUACAAAUGGAAAUAGCCACAAUAAAAUAUCAGAAUGAGGAAAAAGAAAAUAAGUAUAUCAACCACAUUAAAAUUGUGGACGAAGUGAAUGAGAACCUUGAAAUGACCAUGAAAAAGAAUGUGGAAAAGUUAACAGACACAGUAUCUCAGUAUAGUGACCAGCUUAAUGCUCUGGCAUGUGAGAAUGCCUUGCUAAAUGCUCAACUACAAAAUGAAAAAGAGAGCAAGGAACAACUGCAAGCAGAACUUGAAUCCUGCAGUUCUAGACUGACUGCUGCAAUACAUGAUCAAUACGUUGAUCAAAUUCUGAUGUCAGGAAGAGACGUCGAAAUGUCUUUCCAGAGAGCAGGACAUGAGUGGUUUUGCUUACGGAAUGAAAUAAAUGUACCUGUGUCUGAUCUCAAAGAAAACCAUGAGAUUUUUGGUCAAAACUGUUCUAAGGCUCAAAGUCAAAUCGGUAGCCUGGAAGAUGAGCUCCAUAGCACAAGAAAUGUUCUGAGAAAUAAGACUCUGUCUUUGGAAUGUGUCCAAAGACACCUCUACCAAACAGAAUGUCAAAUGGAAAAGAUCAAUCAAAUGUAUGAAAAUGAACAAUAUCACGUGAAGAAAUACAUUGGACAACAGGAAUAUCUAGAGAAGAGAAUAUCUGAACUAGAAAGAGGAAAUAUGUUGCUUCGAGAGCAACUGGUGUACGCUCACAGCAGAGCAGAGCAUAAAGAGGAGACACUGAUGAAUAUGCGAGAGCAAUUUCAAGAUACUGUGAAAAACCUUCUAGCUGAGAACGGAAAGCAAACCCGUCUGCUAGAAGAUAGAAGUAAGCAGUUAAUCGGUGAAUGCAAUCAGUUGAAAGAAAGGCUGUAUCAAAAUGAAAAAGGGAAACCAGAAGAAGCACAAGCAGCAUCGGAAGAAUACAGACGACAGUUGAGAGAGAAUCAUCUGGCUGCAGUAAGCAGUCAGAGGGAAUUCAGAAUGAAUAAUCUUGAAUCCCAAAUCUCCAAUAUGACAACUGCUCCAGAAGAUUUUCAUUGUAUUGAACUGGAAAAAUAUAAACACUUCUAUCAAUUAGAGUUAGAAGACAGAAAAUACUUGCCAAAGAAACUAAAAAUAGCUACUGAGAGGCCAGCAGCGUUCAGUAGCAGUCUUGUUGCAGAGACACAGGAGACCAGAAGUUUCUCUGGCCCUUGUACAAUGAGCACAGAGUCGGCUUCUGCUGGAACUGUUGUUGAUGGGUUAGGUCUUCACAGAGAAUUUCCUGGAAGAGAAUACUCACUGUUUUCUUCUUCCUGCCCAUGGACUUUAGAUACCAGCUUGAAGAAUAACUUGAGUGAGAUGCAGCAGGAGUUGGAAGAAAUAACUUCAGGACUAGAAGUAGAUUUAGAUCAUGUGUGUUUUGACAAGUGUAUCACAGAAGUGAUCCUGUGGAUCUUCUCUUUGCAUCCUAACAUGGGAUCUACAUCUGAUUUGUCUUAUUCCUGAUGAUGUUAGCAUUGACCGCUAAUGGUGGUAUCUGCUGUGUUUGAGAUUUGACUUGCUGAAUGAGCCAAGCAUAGUACCUGAAAUAAAUCUAACUCAGUCAGGUGAUACUGGCUUUAUAAAACUAUUUGCAGGGAGAAGCAUACUGUUCCCAAGUCCCUCCUGGGAUGCUCAAGCUGGAUCAAUGUCCCUCCACUUCGGGCUGUGUCCCACUCUGCUGAAGUCACCAGCAACAGUACCAGGAAUGGCCAGCAGGCAGUGCACUCACAGUCCAAGCACCUCUUUUUUCUGCUACAGGACCUCCAGAGAAAAGGACCCACUGCACUCAUGUGGCUCCUGCAGUCUGGGCCAGAGUUGAGAAAUGUCUGUGUUGGGAUGAGGAAGAUGGAACCAGAAUGUUUGGGGCACCCUGGUGAAGACAAAGGCAGCAGGUGGGGCAGCGUAGAGGUUCAGUUGCCUGCUGGGCCCUGCUGACAACAGAAGUAUGUGAAAUGGAAGUGCUGAUUAGCCUGGACUCUACUAUCUUGUCAGUGUGUUGAUUCUGGCUUGCAGUGGUGGCUCAGCUUCCUACUUGUCUCCAGUGACUCCAGGAUGGGAAAUAGAAGAUGAGCUCCUUUGUUGGUGCCAGUAAUACCAGCAGGCAAGAACAUCAAAGCAUGGCUGCUUCUGUUCAGUGGAUAUGAAGUAGAUAAUCUGCUCCCCGAUGGACUCCACUGGAACCAUCCUGGUAUUUCAUUGCAGUUGGUGGUCCUGAUUGGAGGCUUCCGCAGCACUCUCUCCAGAGCAUAUGGGAAGAAAUUGAAGACCCAAGGAACUCAUCAUUGUGUUAUUCCCCAGCACAAGCAGCAUCUGAAGAAUACAGAGAACUUCACUUAGAAGUCAGAUGGAACUCAGAAUGAAAGAUCUUGAAUCUGAAGUCUCCAACAGGAAAACUUCUUGAGAAGUCUUUCAUUAUAUUGAAUUGGGAAAAUACAAGCACCUCUAUCAAUUAGACUUGGAAGCUAGAAAAUACUUGUCAAACAAAAUUAAAAAUCUUCACAGAACUACUGAGAGACUAGCAGCAUUCAGUAGCAAUCUUUUUGUGGAGACAGGAGACCAGAACUUUCUUUACCACUCAUGGACAGUCCUAUAGUCACCUCCUGGUGGCAAUCUUAAUAAUGGUUUAGGUCUUCACAGAGAAUUUACUUCAAAAGAAUACUCAACGUUCUCUUUUUCCUGCCCAUGGACUUCACAUACCGGCAUGAAGAACAACUUGAGUGAGAUGCUGCUGGAUAUUCUCCUGUGGAAGAGCUUCUUCUCUAGAUUCACUGAUGAGUCAAAUCUAAAUGAAGACAUUCUUUAGAAAGCAUCAUGGAAAUAUGUGCCAAUUUUUUUUUAAAAAAAAUAUACAAUGUGAAAGACUUUUAAGUAGGUCUUGCAAAUGAAAGCCAGUUUUACAUCCUCAGACUGCCAAAAUGUUAGCUGUUUAUAAUUUUAAUUUUAAGCACUGAUUUAUAUGACUCUUUCUUCUUGGAGAAAUAAAAUUUGCCUAAGGCU